Messenger RNA from Dreissena polymorpha, 1614 nucleotides. RefSeq names its product neuronal acetylcholine receptor subunit alpha-10-like. Gene Ontology annotation, molecular function: transmembrane signaling receptor activity; acetylcholine-gated monoatomic cation-selective channel activity. NCBI's taxonomy places the organism in Eukaryota, Metazoa, Mollusca, Bivalvia, Myida, Dreissenidae. The record is from RefSeq and is a predicted model, not a curated record. Gene Ontology annotation, cellular component: postsynaptic membrane; neuron projection; synapse. Bases 1 to 1473 code for a protein of 490 amino acids. Gene Ontology annotation, biological process: nervous system process; monoatomic ion transmembrane transport; regulation of membrane potential. The transcript is spliced from 7 exons.
AUGGAUCCUCAGAGGCAGUUCAUUCCCUUCUGGGCGCUGAUCUGGCUGGCUGUAGCUUUUGUGGCCGGCAAUAAAGGCUAUGACGUCCGAUUUCCGACGGAGUUCUCCGCGGAAGGCGUUUUAAUCAAGAACCUGCUGGCGGGGUAUGAUAAAAGAGGCGGGAAGUACGCGCGCCCCGUGGCGAACCACAGUCAUGCCGUGCCCGUGAAGCUCAUGCUUCAGCUCAUACAGAUUGUGGACCUGGACGAGAAGAACCAAGUCCUGAAGUUGAACUUGUGGACAAAUUAUUACUGGAUUGACGAAUUUCUUCGCUGGAACCCGGAUGACUAUGAAGGAGUUACUGAAAUCCGAAUCCCUUCUGAUUUGAUAUGGACCCCAGAUAUAAAGCUUUAUAAUUACGCUGACAUUCGACUCCAAGAGCGCCGUGAUGCCCUUGUGACAAUAAAGUAUGAGGGCAACAUUACUUGGAUCCCACAGGGUAUUUUUAUGGGUACCUGUAACAUAGACGUGACAACCUUUCCUUUUGAUAAGCAGAGUUGCUCAUUAAAAUUUGGUUCGUGGACGUACGACGGGAGCAAACUUGAUUUAGAUUUCCUCGGCGAGAAACACGAGAUGCUCACCGAAGAUUAUUUUGUCCCGAACAAGGCUUGGGCAAUCCUAGGAACUCCUGGCGUUCGGAACGUGUUAGCCUACGCAUGUUGUCCUAAUGUCAAAUACCACGAUCUUACUUACACUGUGGAAUUCAGGCGGUCUGCGACGUCGUACAUUUACAUUCUUAUUCUACCAUGUGUUCUUCUCACGUCCCUCACUCUCGUCUUGUUUUGGAUUCCACCAGAAUCACCCACCAAAAUGAGUCUUGGUAUGAACAUUUUCAUGGCCUUCUUUGUGUUGUUGUUGUUAUUCGAAGCCAACAUGCCGCCAGCCUCCGAUGGUGUUCCUAUACUCGGAACGUAUUAUUGUCUCAACAUGGUGUUAAUCACAGCAUCGACAUUCCUCAAUGUUUUUGUGGUAAACCUUUCGUUCUAUGGAGCACGAUCGCCUGUUCCGAAAGUUCUGCGAAAUGUGAUGUUCAGAUUCUUUGCUCGAGCGAUGCGAAUGAACAAUCUCGUAAAGCCGUUUCUAGACGCGGACAAAAAGCGGCUCAUACCACCGGCUAUUCCAGGCAUGGGACUGGCAAAUGGGGACAGUAAGAACCCUAGAUACUGGAAAGGAUCCUGUGAGCUUUUGGUCCGCCGAAAAGAGCAAAUCGAAUGUGACCCACAUCUCUCGGAGAUAGACGUGAAACUUGGCGAAAUUCGCGAGUUUUUGACUUUUUAUAAAGCACGAAUGGACCAGAAAGAUAACCAAGAGAAGGUGGCCAAAGAGUGGAAAGCAUUAGGUCUGAUAUUUGACAGGUUAUUCUUUUGUGUGUACUUGAUUACAAUUCUGUCAUCGCUCUCUAUCGUUCUGUUCUUUAUAUUCAAUAGCACUUAACGCCUUGAAACCACCGAUCGAUGCAAGAGCGACGCAAAACAAGGUCUUUAAUUUCGUUAUCUGUUUUGCUGAUGUAACAGUUUUUAAGUCCUGUAGGUUCUGAAAUAGAUUUUAAUAUAUUUAAAAAGGUAAGCUCUGCAA